AUGGUGGACGUCGAGCAGGAGCAGCCACACUGCUCGCCUGACGCGAGCGGGGCCCACAGCCCUCAUCAUCACCAGGGGUGUUGCACCCCUAUACCCGCGCAGUCCGCAGCCAUUAAUGGUGACGCAAAUCAUGCCCUUCCGGAUCCUCAGCAGCCGGUGUUGAACGGAGGGACCGCAGGUAUCGGCUGCGUCCACCAAGUUCAGGACAACGCUGACCCUGUCAUCAAUGGCAAUCGCGCUAACCCGAAACAGGAGGUGAACGGGCUGCUGGACUUGGCCUCUCGCUGGAAGUUGGAUGCGUGCUGCCCUGCAACCGACGCCAAAGGUGCAAUGCACGAGCUUCAGCGCCAGCUGCAGCAGGAGCGCAUGCGUCGCAUGAAGGCUGACCAACACCGUCACCUUCUUUCGAGACUGCUAGGCGAGGUGUCGUGCCAAAACACUGGAGAAAAGCAGACUCCCGCCGCUGCCGCCCUCUCUACUUCAGAACAGGACGGCGCACUGGAAGAGCUACGCCAGCAGCUGCACGCACUACAAGAAAAGCUCUCCACGGAGCGAGCGCGGCACUCGAAGCAGCGUGAGGAACUCCUUUCAGAGAAUGAGCAGCUCAAGAAGCGGCUAGGGCAGCAGCAUCGAGAGCAGAGUGCUCGAAUCGAGAAGUUCCUGAAGGACAAUGAGGAUGCCGUAAAGCGAAUGGAAGAUGCGCUGCAGAAACGAGAGGAGGAGGUGCGGGCCGUCUACACUCAAGCGCUGCAGGAGCGUGACGUGCGUAUAGCCCAGCUCUCGCAAGAGGUCCUUCAGCACACGCACGGGGCUCGUCAGCUGGCCGCCGUGCGCAGCGACGAAGAGCGACUUCACGCCCAGCGCGCAGCACACCUCGAAGACAUGGCAGUGCAGCUGCGCGAGUGGAACCUAUCCUUGCAGCGACAGCUAGCAGACGCCAAUGACGAGGUGCGGCGACUGCGUCAGCGACUCGAGGUGAUGGAUGCUGCCUCUGUGCACGACAUCAAAGACUGUGCGCUUGUGUCGGGGGCUGCGGGCAGAGAGCUGGCCGGAGCCUGCUUCCCCUGUGGUGAGCUGUCUCGUGCGCAGGCGGUUCAGCUUGCGACGCAACUCUAUCAUUCCCAGCAGCUACUGCAGGAGUGCAGGGAAGAGAAUCAGACCAAGUCAAAGGAACUAAUGCGAGCCGCUCAGCUCAUAGACGCAUUGAAGGAGGGACUCCGCCGUGUCAAGAUGGACCUCGGCGCGGGCUCCACCCCUGCUGCUCCAGCCACUAGGAUGCCGUCCCCAUAA
Messenger RNA from Leishmania mexicana MHOM/GT/2001/U1103, 1290 nucleotides. RefSeq lists its product as hypothetical. The coding region runs from base 1 to 1290 and encodes 429 amino acids. The record is from RefSeq and is a predicted model, not a curated record. NCBI's taxonomy places the organism in Eukaryota, Euglenozoa, Kinetoplastea, Trypanosomatida, Trypanosomatidae. The transcript has a single exon.